GCAUCCGGGCCUGGGUGGGCCGGCUCUCAACUAGCGAGGGGCAUGGAGGUUCGGGGUGAGCUGCAGUCUGGCGCUUCUCCCUCUUCCCCCCGGGACCGCUCGGGGAUCUCGGUGUCUAAGGAGCUGCUGACGGCAGGAAGCGGCGACCGCGGAGGUAUAUGGGACAGGCUACUCAUCAACCCCAAGCCUGAUCGCAGAAAAACUUCAGCUCUUCAAACGGUUCGGAUAGAGAGGAGUCCCUUAUUGGACCAAGUGCAGACCUUUCUCCCACAGAUGGCUCAGGCGAAUGAAAAGCUAAGAAAAGAAAUGGCCACUGCACCACCUGGGCAUUUCAAUAUUGAAGAUAUUGAUGAGAGUCUUGGAAGAGUGAUACAAAUGGAUGUGGCCUUGUUUGAGAUGAAUCAGUCCGAUGCCGAACAGGAGGACAGUUCAGAAGCGAGCUCGGAGGACAGCGCCGAGGACAGCGCCGGGUCUGAGGAGGAAGAUGAUGGCACCCCCUCGGAAGUCACCGUAGAUAACAUUAAGCUUCCUCACUCAGAGGAUGGAAAAGGCAAGAUUGAGGUUUUGGACAGUCCAGCCAGUGAAAAAAAGAAAGAGUAAAAUAAAUGAUCUCAGAAACAGGUGA
Molecule: messenger RNA, 625 nt
Organism: Suricata suricatta (meerkat)
Lineage: Eukaryota; Metazoa; Chordata; Mammalia; Carnivora; Herpestidae
Gene: NOPCHAP1
Product: chromosome 10 C12orf45 homolog
Exons: 4
Coding region: 43-600 (185 amino acids)
Biological process (GO): box C/D snoRNP assembly
Molecular function (GO): box C/D methylation guide snoRNP complex binding
Source: RefSeq, a predicted model, not a curated record